This is a messenger RNA of Podospora bellae-mahoneyi, 3681 nucleotides long. Its product is annotated as nuclear pore complex subunit. The record is from RefSeq and is a predicted model, not a curated record. Gene Ontology annotation, biological process: protein import into nucleus; poly(A)+ mRNA export from nucleus. Gene Ontology annotation, molecular function: structural constituent of nuclear pore. The transcript has 2 exons. Bases 146 to 3583 code for a protein of 1145 amino acids. Gene Ontology annotation, cellular component: nuclear pore. NCBI's taxonomy places the organism in Eukaryota, Fungi, Ascomycota, Sordariomycetes, Sordariales, Podosporaceae.
GCCAAAGUCGCAAAAAAACAACAGAGCAAAAAGUCGGUGUUUUGCUUUCAACCGACAUCAACUAUCUGCCAUCGCGCAGCUCGGAACGCGUCUUGCUUAUCUUCGACAUACCGACUGCAAGAAAAAUAAGGUUUCGAACCACAAAAUGUUCAGCAACCUAGGGAAGGGCACGCCCCCGGUGCCGCUCUCGACUGGGAGCUUAGCAGCCGGCACCACAAACCCACCUGCUACAACGGCCGGUGGUUUGGGCUCACUCUUCUCCAAACCAGCUACGCCGACCACGACGACGACCGGCCUGUUCAGUAAUCCUAACCCAACCGCUGGAGCUACUUCGACGACACCCCAAAAAUCAUUGUUUGGCGGUACGACUACCCCGACCACAUCUACCCCCCUGUUUGGCAGUACCACCACCACUGCUGCCUCAGCUGCCACCACAGCGACGACGGGCGGGGGUAUUUUUGGGAACACAUUGGGCGGGAGCACUACUCCUCAAACAUCCGUUCUCGGCGGUGGCUUUGGCGGUGGUCUAGGGACGACGCAGCAGCAGCAAUCGAACCUCGGCGGCAGUCUCGCGAGCAUCUUGGGCCCGACAACCCAACAGCCAGCCGGCGGGAUGAACACUGGCUUCGGCAACACCCUCGGCGGCGCGAGCGUCUUCCAAAACGCGGCAACGAACCCUCCUAGCCUGACGGGCUCGUUCUUCGACUCGUUGCUCUCGCAAAACAAGAAGCAAGCCAGCGGGGAGACGCCCCAGGGAGACCUCCCUUCCCUGCAGCUCAGUCUUAGUAGCCUGAGGCAGACGGUCAGGAAGCUCGCUCCCAAGAACGGGGAAGGGGGUCGCAAUCUUGAGCACGGGAAGGCUCAUUACUUUCUUGCUGCGUCGGGGGUUGAUCCGGGGGCGGCGGUGAGGGAUUUGAGCUCGUUGGGGUUUGCUGCUGCGGCGACGGCGACGACGAGGGACAGGAGUCCUUAUUCUGCUGGGGAGGUGGAUGUGGAGACGUAUCUGGAUAAUCUGCAGACAAAGACGACGUUGAGCAUGAUUGCGGAUGGGUUGGAGAGGAGCGUGAGGGACUUUGAUUUGUUUUUGGAGGACAAUGUUACCAUGGAGUGGGAAGCGCAGAGGAAGAGGAUCUACCAGCAUUUUGGGAUUAAGCCCAGAGAGGAGCAGGAGGGGGGUAUGGGAGAUUCACAGAGGACGGUGAGGGGGGGGACGCCGGCUAAGGAGCAGGGUGCUGGUGGGUUUGGGAGGUCGAGGAGGAAGGGGAGCAUGGCGCCUGGCACUCCUGGUGGUGGGGAAAAGUCGAUGCGGCAGAGUAUGUUUGGGAGGUCGGCCAUGAAUAAGUCUGUUAUUGGAACUCCCAGCCGGAUUGGUGCUCAUGCCCCCGAGUUCUCGGAUGUCGAGGCCAGGAAGGAGAAGAGCGAUCUCGAGGGGUUCACUUCUGUGGAUGAUCGCUUCUUGAGAGAGAAGCAGGGCAAGCUUGCGACCAAGAUCAAGGAGUUCAACGACUUGAGGCAGAGAGGCCUUCCAGUCGAGAUUUGCAAGGAGCUGGGCGACCUGGAGAACACUGCCGGAGAUCGGCAUGGGCCGCAUCUGGUGGAGGCCUAUGAUGCCCUGAGGGAGAUUGUGGGUGAAAACGACCCUGACAAUCUACCUCGGGAACGCCAGUUUGCCAGGUACUACUUGGACCCCAACCCAUCGUCUGCCAACUCUAUUGAGAUGCGCAAGCGGAUCUUGAAGGGCGCAAACACCUUCUUGGAGAAACAGUUUUGGGCUGGUGUCAAUUCGUUCAUCACCAAACAUCCCCAUGAAGCGAACCUGGGUGGGCAGCCCGACGUCGUCAGCAAGGUCAAGGCUUACAUCCGCCUUCGCCUCAUUCGCAAGAGCCUGGUUCCAGACAACGUCGACCUUCAGCAAGCGAAUGGCGAGUACGUCUGGGCGAUCGUUUUCUACCUUCUCCGUGCUGGCUUUGUGAACGACGCCGCCAAGUAUGUCAACGAUCAUGAGAGCUUGUUCCGCAGCAUCGACCGAACUUUUAUGGGCUACAUCAACAGCUAUGCCUCCAGCGAAGAUCGGAGACUUAAACGGUCGGUUCAGGAUCGCUGCACCAACGAGUACAACCAGAGAAUUCGCAAUGCCCCCGAGGGCUCCAUCGACCCCUUCCGCAUGGCUUGCUACAAGAUCAUCGGCCGCUGCGACGUCAACAACCGCAGUCUGGAUGGUCUUUCAGGAGACGUCAAUGACUGGGUCUGGCUCCAGUUCAACCUUGCUCGGGAGACUGACAGGUCACAGGAGCUUGCCGGGGAGUCUUAUGGCCUUGCUGAACUCCAGUCUAGCAUCCGGGAGAUCGGCCUCAAGCACUUCCCCAAGACUCCUGCGGAGGACACUACUGGCAGCUUUGCCAUGUUCUUCUACCUCCAGAUUCUGUCGGGCAUGUUUGAGAAUGCCAUUGCCUACCUCUACCCCUUCAGCUACGUCGAUGCCGUUCACUUUGCCAUUGCGCUCUCUUACUAUGGCCUCCUCCGUGCGGCUGAUGCUCAGUCUUCUGGCAAUGAUUUGCUUUCCCACAACACCCGCAACCAGCCUCAGAUCAACUUUGGCCGUAUGCUCGGGUACUACACACGCGACUUCCGCGCCGCUAACGCCGCCGCCGCGGUUGACUACCUUGUCCUCAUCUGCCUGAACGCCGACGAGACCGCCGCCGGUCAGCAACAAGCCGCCCUCUGCCACGAAGCCCUCCGCGAGCUCGUUCUCGAGUCCCGUGAGUUCAGCCGCCUGAUCGGGGAUAUCAAACCCGAUGGCUCUCGCAUCAAGGGUCUCAUCGAGGAGCGCGGCAAGCUUAUUGCCCUUGGCCGCCACGACGACUUCAUCCGCAACAUCACGCAAGAAGCCGCUGCCUUUGCCAACGACAAUGGUCGCACCACUGACGCCGUUCUUCUUUAUCACCUGGCUCAGGAAUACAACCAGGUGGUUGAAAUUGUCAGCAGGGCCCUCAGCGAGGCUAUUUCUCUCGAGAUCGGCGAGGAACCCAUGCGUCUUGUACCUGUCAUGGCUAGAGAGGAUGGCCAGGAGGAGGCAGCGGGGAGCCUGGCGGCGAUUGACGACCCGGUGGAGCUGGCGAAGAAGAUGAUGAAGAUGUAUGAGCAGGAGUACAUGUACUGGAACAAGAUUGGCCAUCAGAACCAGUACGCGUGCAAUCUCUUGUUGCAGAUUAGUGAUAUCAAGAAGCUUGUGGAGGAUCAGGAAUGGGCAAAAUGUCUCGAUAAAAUCGAAGCCCUCAACAUUUUGCCGCUUGAUGCAAAGGGCGAUCAGAGUCUUAUCCGCCAGUACUCUGCCUUGUUUGCCCAACUGCCGCAGACGGUGGCGCAGAACGUGCCGAACCUGCUGAUGUGGGCGGUGGUGUGCUGCACCAAGCAGAGGGAGAGGCUGAUGUAUGGGCAGUUUACGGGGAAUGAGACGACGGCGAGGGAGUUGAUUGAUAAUAUGAAGCAGACGAGCGUUGACUUGACGGCGUAUACGAGCCAGCUGAGGUAUCGGUUGCCGAGUUCGCUACAUGAGAUGUUGGCGAGGGCUUCGGCUGAUUAAGGGGGAAGCGGGAAAGGGGGGGUGGGGGGCAUGUUGAAUAUGAUGUGUUUAGCGUGGGAAAGGCUGAGGGGUGGGGGGAGAUACCAAACGGUAGAUUU